GGUUCCAUCCUGGGACAGCAUACUCAAGACUGGGUCUCACAGAGGAUGUGUACAGAACUGGGAAGGGAUCUUUGUCCAAGUUCCUGAAGGAUAACUUCUUAGACUAUCUCUGGAGAUUGUCAAGUUCAUCUUAUCCUCAUCUUAUUAGAGACCUCGACCUCACUUCGUCUCAUUACUUUAGCAUCAUCAGUCUUGUUGAGAAUGUGUGCGUGUGUGUACUCACCAAUUGGUGCCUGCAGGAACGAGCUCAAGCUCUUGGACCCCGCUUUUAUAGCCUUGUCUCAUCUCUCUCUCUCUCUCUCCUCACAGAUUCUGGACGUUUCCAGUCCGUGUUUCGUCCUUGCCACGUACACAACGUCCCGAAGCACACCGUCCUUACGUACAAGCACCUCCAGAUCACGCCGUCUCCGGAGCUGGAGUUCCCCCACGGGGCCGUCAUCGCAGCUCGGUGUGAGAGGCCGGGCAAGUACAAGCUCCUUGGAGACUCUCGACUCACCUGCACCAACGCUAAGUGGACAGGGAGAUUUCCCGUCUGUAUCCACACUAACUACUUCUCCAACUACUCCGCGGACGACUCCCCCCCGGCGCUGGACUGGUCGGUGGCGGGGGGAGAAGGGGUGCUGGACGUGGGGGGCUCCCUGGUGCUGCUCCCGGGUUCCAUCCUCCACCUGGACUGUCUCUACCCCAGGGUCCACGGCAACCCCACCUGGGGCUGGACCUCCAACUACCGCCAGUACCCCACAGGGUGGGCAAUCAGCAGGGUGGAGAGGGAGCUGCGUUACCGCCUCUCCCUCUACUACGCCAAGGUGGACGACACGGGCACCUUCACCUGCACGGCGCCUACCGGCCACGACAACUUCCUUCACAUCCUCGUUAAAGGUGUCAGCUGCCCUCCGGUCUCAGGUGACGAGGUGCUGCAGGUGCAUGGCGAUAGUGUCACGUUGGGCGCCGCCCUCACCUUCUCCUGCCCCGACGGGUUCUACUUGGAGGGAGUGGCCAAGCUCACCUGCCUGCCUUCUGGAGAGUGGUCAGGCCCUGUGGCACAGUGCCUGGUAGUCCGGUGCCCCUUGCUGGCACCUGAUGACCCUCACCUACAGCUGCAGGCGGCCAAUACCACCUAUAUGGGUGCCGCUGUGUUCACCUGUCUCCCUGGCUUCCGUCUACUGGGUCACAGCAUCCUCCACUGUACCGCAAACGCCACCUGGUCACAUCCCUUGCCCACCUGUCAAGAGGUGGUGUGUGAGGCAGCCGGGGCCCCCGAGCACGGCCGGGUGACGAGGCCCUCGUCCAGGAGGGUGGGCGAGGCUGUCACCUUCACCUGUCUCCCAGGGUACGUCGUCCACGGUCACGCCCUGGCCUUCUGCACCCAUGAUGGCACCUGGUCCCACCCCACACCCUCAUGUGUAGAGUCGUGCCCCCACCCCGGGGAGCCCCAGCACGGCCGGGUCUCGCCCCGUCGCUCCCGCUACCACGUCGGGGCCACGCUGCUGGUGACGUGUCGCCCCGGGUACCGCCCCGCGGGGCCCGACCGCCUCUCCUGCCUCCACACCCGCCGCUGGUCCGCCCCGCUCACCAGGUGUGUCCCCUCCAUCGGCUAAGUCAACACUCCGACCCGCCAAGACUCGCCCCGUCCCGACCCGUCAAGACCCACGAGCCCCGCCCCGCCAAGACCCGCCCCGCCCCGCCCCACC
Messenger RNA from Procambarus clarkii (red swamp crayfish), 1691 nucleotides. The record is from RefSeq and is a predicted model, not a curated record. Lineage: Eukaryota; Metazoa; Arthropoda; Malacostraca; Decapoda; Cambaridae.